GAUUAUCGGGCACAGUAUUACAGGUUUCUUUUUCAUGCAUAUUUCCUACUGUGACUAUAUAUAAUAUAGUCUUAAUAUAGUCCACGGAAUCUAUAGUUCAGUCUCCUCCCUCUCUCCCUUUCCUUCAGCCUCAUCUAUUGAAUUCUUGUUAGAACUCCGCUUUAUUUUCUGGAUGUCUCUUCUCAUCUCUUAACUAUUAAAUAGAAGAGAGCAGACAGCUGAGCUAAGGAAGUAGUUAAGUGGGCUUCAGGAAACUGGUAGACAAGGACAAAGAAAUCUAGAAGGAUAAUGUAGAAAUCAUGAAAGAGAAAAAUUGACAGAACAUAGAGGUGGCACCGUGUGAGAGAUUGUGUGUGGGUGUUGGUAGGUAGAGGGAUAUCUGUAGAAGUUGCCAUCAAAGAAUGUUGGAUUGGUAAAGCAAGAAGAUAUUAGGAGUAACAUUCAGGGACACUUUUACAGGGACAGGUCUGCCAGUUGAUGAGUCCUAUUCAGCGUAUUUUCACCAACCAUGGAUUUGCAUUGUAUUCAUGUAGUUGAUAUGUUUGUCAAGCCUGGCAGCAGCAUGCUGAGAACCAGGAUAGUUUCAACGUUGUUGACUUGCAUGCAGCCUCAGUUCCUUUUGUUUAAAAUUUGGAUUAAGGCAUAAAUCAACAGACUUUGGGUGGUCUCAUCCUCACCACUUAGAAAAGUACAUUCACAUGACCAAACUACUUCAGAAUUUGGCAAGACGGUAGUCUUCUCUCAUGAGAUUCCCAAGACAAGAGCAUUAGAGGUCAGUCCUGAGCUAGAUUGCCAGAGCAAGGGGGGAGGGGGAGUUUGUCCAAAACUUGCUUCAUUCUCCCAGCCUUAACUCAUAUUCUUAGCUGUUUCCUUUUAUAAAAAUGAAAAUUUCCAUUUAGGUCUCUGAGGAAAAUAGAAGAAUAAGAAAGGAUGUCAGAGUUUUAGAAGCUUCAACCAAGAAAAAGGAGCAAGAAGCAUCUCAUCUGUAGGCAGCAAGGGCCAUGAUUGUGCUCCUCACCUUUGCCACCACAGGAUGCAGCGAGCUGUCAGGUGGUGAGGAAGGAGGAGACACAGAGAUGACGCAGCAGGACACAGUUCCGGUUCCUGAGAAAACCCAACAGCCCACUGAGUGUUUCUUGACACAAGCAAAGGAGCCAAAAGCAGAGGAAUCCCGGAAGACCAGGAAGUGGAAGAAGAAGAAAAUUUCUGAUAUUCUUGCGAAAUCCGAGCCCAAACCAGGGACCCCUGAAGACCUUCAGAAGCUGAUCAGGGACCAUUACAGCAGCAGUCGUUCUGUGAUUGAAUUAGAGGAACUGUACCUACCAGACUCCUGCUUCCUCAAGGCCAAUGAUUUGACUCACAGUCUCUCUUCAUACCUAAAAGAAAUCUGUCCUAAGUGGGUAAAACUUCGGAAAACCCACGUUGAGAAGAAGUCGGUCCUAAUGCUGAUCCUCUGCAGCUCCGCUGUCCGAGCCCUGGAGCUCAUCAGGUCUCUGACAGCAUUCAGAGGAGAUGCCAAAGUGAUGAAAUUAUUUGCAAAACACAUAAAGGUCCAGGAACAGCUAAAGUUGCUGGAGAAGCGAGUGAUACACCUGGGUGUGGGGACUCCAGGGAGAAUCAAAGAACUUGUCAAACAAGAUGGCCUUAAUUUGAACCCCUUAAAGUUUCUGGUUUUUGACUGGAACUGGAGAGAUCAGAAGCUGAGGAGAAUGAUGGACAUUCCUGAGAUAAGAAAGGAGGUUUUCGAGCUUCUAGAUAUGGGAGUGUUCAGCCUGUGCAAGUCAGACUCCUUGAAACUGGGCCUUUUCUAAGCCUGGGUCCUGAUGAAGAGUCCAGUUGCCGACAUAUUGCAAGCACUCAGUCACCUACUCUGACGUAAUUGUGUUAACUUCAUCCCACAGUGGAUCACUGAGCACGCCUUGUGGGGAUUCUUUGACAACCAUGAGCCUGUCUUUCGGCUCAUACCGCCAGAUAAUAAAAGCCCUGUCUGUGUA
Mastomys coucha (southern multimammate mouse) is the source of this 1994-nucleotide messenger RNA. RefSeq names its product cms1 ribosomal small subunit homolog (gene Cmss1). The record is from RefSeq and is a predicted model, not a curated record. Gene Ontology annotation, cellular component: 90S preribosome; nucleus. Lineage: Eukaryota; Metazoa; Chordata; Mammalia; Rodentia; Muridae. Bases 1002 to 1811 code for a protein of 269 amino acids. The transcript is spliced from 10 exons.